AUGGAUCGAAGAAAAUUAGCGGCAUUAUUGAUGCUUCCAAAUGAUAAGGCAUUAGAAUAUUUUUGUACAUGCUUUAUAGUUGUCGGGUUUAUGUACAUGUAUGUAGCAAUGCGAUUGAGAAAUGAUAGAGGUGCUAGGAAUCGAAUAAAUAGGACUGCAGAGUUGCGUUCGUCUUUUGUAACUAGUUUGUUGGACAAUGAUGUUAACUGUAUUAGUCAACUUAGGAUGGAUAGGAGAACAUUUGGUAUUUUAUGUCAGUUAUUACGCCAUGAUGGAUAUGUUAAAAGAGAUGGUACUGUUACAUUGGAAGAGCAAGUGUGCAUAUUUUUGCAUAUAAUUGCUCAUCAUACAAAGAACCGUACAAUUAUCACUAGAUUCAAUAGAUCGGGGGAAACAGUUAGUAGAUAUUUCAAUUCAGUGUUGAAUGGAGUGUUACGUUUACAUGGGACAUUGUUGAGGCAUCCUGAACCUGUGUCAGAUAAUUGUUCGGAUGAUAGAUGGAAAAUAUUUAAGGUAUGUUAAUCAAUUAGUUUGGUUACUUUAUUUAAUUCGUAGAUAUAUGUGGCAAUAUCUUAUGUAACUAAUUUUGUUUGUGACCUAGAAUUGUUUGGGAGCAUUAGAUGGAACUUAUAUUAAGGUUAAUGUACCCGAAAUCGAUAAGCCGAGAUAUCGAACCAGGAAGGGUGAGAUAGCCACAAAUGUUUUAGGUGUAUGUAACCCAAAUAUGGAAUUCAUAUUUGUAUUACCUGGUUGGGAAGGUUCCGCUUCAGACUCAAGAGUACUUCGAGAUGCAUUAAGUAGGCCAAAUGGAUUAAAAGUACCCACCGGUUAUUAUUAUUUAGUGGAUGCUGGUUACACUAAUGGUGAAGGAUUUCUUGCACCAUAUAGGGGAACAAGAUAUCACCUUUCCGAAUGGAGAGAUAGUUGUGCACCUGCAAAUCAUGAAGAGUAUUUCAAUAUGAAGCAUGCAUCUGCUAGAAAUAUAAUAGAAAGAUGUUUUGGGGUUCUAAAAAUGCGAUGGGCAAUUUUAAGAAGUCCAUCGUUCUAUCCAAUUUCAAUCCAAAUUAAGAUAAUUACUGCAUGUUGUUUGAUACAUAAUCUUAUUAGGAGAGAAAUGGCACUUGAUCCUGGAGAAGCUGAAUUUGAUAUGAGUAACGAUGCUGACAUAAGUGGGGAUGAAGAUAUUAUAGGGUCAAUUGGUUCUUCGGAUCAAUGGACUAAUUGGAGAAAUGAGUUAGCUAGGCAUAUGUUUGAUGAGUGGAGAAGUCGUCGUGGUUAAUAGUUGAUUGUUAUGAUUUAUAUAAUUUUGUAACUGUUUAAUUUUAUGGUGUUUGUUACAUCUUUUGUAUGAAGACUAAAUUAUAUUAAAUAUAACAUAUGAGAUUUUUAUUAUUUGUUAUUAAA
This is a messenger RNA of Ziziphus jujuba (common jujube), 1404 nucleotides long. RefSeq names its product protein ANTAGONIST OF LIKE HETEROCHROMATIN PROTEIN 1-like. The coding region runs from base 725 to 1279 and encodes 184 amino acids. The record is from RefSeq and is a predicted model, not a curated record. Lineage: Eukaryota; Viridiplantae; Streptophyta; Magnoliopsida; Rosales; Rhamnaceae. The transcript has 2 exons.